Molecule: messenger RNA, 714 nt
Organism: Microthlaspi erraticum
Lineage: Eukaryota; Viridiplantae; Streptophyta; Magnoliopsida; Brassicales; Brassicaceae
Source: the annotation of a GenBank genome assembly
AUGGAUAGCAUGAGUGAGGCAUUUGAUCAAAUGCAAAUGGUCAAGGAUGUUCUAGCCAACAGUGAUAAAGUUUCAGAGGUCCUACAAGAGUCUACUCAUCAGUUCAACCUGCUUACUUCACCCACCUUCCUACCAAAGGUCAAGGAUCAAGGGAAAUUCACUCUCCCUUGCACACUUGGGCAUCUUGAGCUUGACAAUGCCUUAGUGGAUUCUGGAGCAAGCAUCAAUCUGAUCUCUCUCUCCAUGGCAGAGAAGCUAGGCAUUGCUGGAGCCUUGCAGCGCCCUACUACUUCAAUCAUGUUUGGAGAUGCAACUUCUAAGUCUCCUCUUGGAGUGUUCAAGAACUAUCACUUGAAAAUUGGAGAAUGCAUCAUCCAAACUGAUCUCACUGUGAUGGAAAUGGAAGAAGAGAAGGAUUUACCUCUGUUAUUGGGAACCCCUUUCCUUAGUACAGUUGGCGCUUCAAUAGACUUUCACAAGCAAGAAGUGAUCCUUCACAAGGUUGUGAAGGAAAGGGUUGACAAGGAACCAAGAGUUGGGAAGGAUAAGGAUGAGAGAGGACCAAGGAUUGAGAAGCCACGUCUUGAGAGGGCUAGAGUUGAGAAACCACGAUCUGAUAGGCCACGUUCGAUUUGUCAUUGUUCAUCAUCUUGUUUUGCUUUAAGUUCGAGCCACUGUGAUUCUUCCAUCACUCAAUCAAGGUAUGAACCCUAA